This is a messenger RNA of Oryza sativa Japonica Group (Japanese rice), 1523 nucleotides long. RefSeq lists its product as uncharacterized. NCBI's taxonomy places the organism in Eukaryota, Viridiplantae, Streptophyta, Magnoliopsida, Poales, Poaceae. The record is from RefSeq and is a predicted model, not a curated record.
CCAAUAUAUCACCUCCCCCUUCCACUUUUUAUAAACCCCUUGUAUUCCACUUCUCUCUACACCACCUUAAUUUCUCUCCUUCCCAUUUUUUGCUAUUUUCCCCUCCCUCUCCUCUUCUUCUCUUUGCAAGAACACUUCCAAUCAUUCUUUUGGUUCUUCACUCGUGAUCGAUCGAUUCACUUUUCAAAAAACAAAAAAUAGUUGUGUUUUUUAUUGCAACACGAUUAGUAGCUAUCGUCUGCCUUUUUCUCUUGCCAAAAGCAUUUCUUGUUGUGAUAAUUUUGAUGUCGACGGUGGCGGCGCCGGCGGUGGAGGAUGCGAACAAACACUGGGCGCCGCACGGCGCGGUGCUGACGGCGUUCGUCGUCGGGAUCAACCUGCUCAUGGUCCUCCUCGUGUUCUUCUACUUCUGGCGGUUCUUCUCCGGGAAGCGUGGCCCGCCGCCGUCGUCGUCGUCCAUGGCCGGCGGCGCCGAUGACGAGGAGGCGGCGUCGUCGGACUCGGACACGUCGCCAGCGGCCUCGCCGAGGGUGUCGUGGCGGCGGCUGCGGGAGUGGCCGGCGGGGCGCCGACAGCAGGAGGAGGACAUCGCGUCGUCGCUGCCCGUGUCCGUGUACUCCUCGGCCGACGUCGGGAACGGGAAGGCGGCGGCGGAGUGCGCGGUGUGUAUCGUGGAGUUCCGCGACGGCGACCUGGCGCGCCUCCUCCCGCGGUGCGGCCACCGGUUCCACGCCGACUGCGUCGGCGCGUGGCUGCGCCUCCACUCCACCUGCCCGCUCUGCCGCGCCGCCGCGCUCCCCCUCGCCGCCUCCACCGCCACCGCCUCCGUGCCCAACAACAACGACGACCCAAAGGACGACGCCGCCGCGCACUGCCCGGUGUGAGGAGUGCGCGCGCGCCUGCGCGGCAUCCGCGCCACCACCGCCCCCCUCCCCCUCCCCUCCCCCACCAGCGCAGGCAGCGCAUGCCGCUCGCGCUCUCGCCGGCGCUGCGCGCGACACGCGCCGGCGAGAGCGGCAGCAUAGAGCUUGGACGAUCGAGCACGCAACGGAGGUGGGGCGAGAAGGCGACAGACAAGCAUCGUCGGCGGCGUCUUUGUCCAGAUGGAAUGCAUGGUUGGUGAUGAGAUGAGAUGAGAUGAGACGAGGCGAGAUUUGCCUUCGACUUCAACUCGUACGGCCGCUUUCGUUUACUUUCUUCUUCUCCAUCUCUUCUGCUCUUGUGUCAAAUCAAACUAUACUCUACAUUUUCUUUCUUUGUCUCUUUUUUUUUUGAGGGGAAAGUAUACUCUACAUUAAUUUGUAGUACAUGUGCAUAUCUCAUAAAGGUAUAUAUAUGUAGUACUAUAGGUAUAUAUCUAAAACAUUAAUUUGUGUGUGUGCAUGUCUUUCGAUCUUCUGUAUGGUUCUCUGUGUCAUUUGUUUGAAUGCGAUAUAAUUAGUAGCAGUUGAUCGUUGUAAUCAAGGCGCUGAAUGUAUAUAUAUGGAUGCAAAAAUGCGAGUAAGAAGAGCAUUAUAAAUUAA